Messenger RNA from Gryllus bimaculatus (two-spotted cricket), 4339 nucleotides. The record is from the annotation of a GenBank genome assembly. NCBI's taxonomy places the organism in Eukaryota, Metazoa, Arthropoda, Insecta, Orthoptera, Gryllidae.
AAAACUUCGGAAAAACGAAAUUUAAUUUUUAAUCUUCAUAAUCAAAUCAUUUGAGUUGCAGCAGCUUUCGCCAGCUGUAUAAUUAGUUUCUUACGAAACAAUCACGUGAAUGAAAAUGACUCAUACAUCCAUGGAACGUACAUCGCAGUACAUUCCACAGCGCCCAUCCACCAGAAAUCCUUUUCCGGCUUGUUCCGCUGGGCUGGCCUUCGUUUUGUAAGUGUGAACUGAGUCGAAAUCGAAUCGGUUGAAAGUUGUCGGAAGAGUUCAGGAUUGGCUAAGUCAUUGAGAAAGAAAUGGCACACCAUCUGCAGUAAACGGACGUCAUCGUUGCAACCUCGCCAUGGCAGCGCAACCUCCUUCAUUUAACUUAAAAUCGGAAGCGGAUCGAUACAAAACAUUUGAAAGAUGGCCCGUACCCUUUAUGGAUGCACAUAAAUUAGCAGCUGCUGGUUUCUAUUACAUUAAUAGGGAUGAUCUUGUCAAAUGUGUUUUUUGUGGUGUGGAAGUGGGUAAUUGGGAGGAAGGCGAUGAUCCUUUUCAAGACCAUCAGAGAUGGCAACCUUCUUGUCCAUUCAUAAGAAAGAUGCCAGUGGGUAAUAUCCCUUUAUCUGGCAAUGUUGACACACCACCUGGAAGGGAAGUGUCAAGAGGUUAUGAUGUCUGUGGUCCUUACACUUUGGAAAUUCGACCUCAUUCAGCCAGAGAAAAUGGAAAAAGUGACAAGACAGUGUGUUUCCAUUGUGGAGGAGGGUUAAAAGAUUGGGAAGAAACAGAUGAUCCUUGGGUAGAGCAUGCAAAGUGGUUUCCAAAAUGUUCUUAUGUCGUCCUCAACAAAGGGAAAGAAUUUGUGGCAAGUGUUGCUGGAGAAGAGGGAAGCAGGCCAACUUCAAAGGAAGUCAAGAACUUCAGAGUUCCUGCGGAAUUAAAAGAAUCUGUGCAAAUUAGAGAACCUGUGGAGCCAUCAACUUCAAGUUCUGAAAGUGAGCCAAUAGCAUCCACAAGUUCAGGCAGCCAAGGAGGCGAUGAUGUCCGUCUAUGCAAAAUAUGCUACCAGGAGGAUCUAGGAGUAGUCUUCCUGCCCUGUGGCCACUUGGUGGCAUGUGUCAAGUGUGCACCAUCUCUCACAACAUGUGCUGUGUGUCGCCAACCUUUCACAGCAACUGUGCGAGCAUUCCUGUCAUGAAUGAAUACCCAUUGUUGAAUUAGAAGACUAACUACUUUGCCUGGGGUCUCUGCCCCCAGAUAUCUGCGACUUCUCGAAUUGCACAUUGGUUGCUAGUGUUAUUAAUACGAAGCGUCUUUUAAUACACUUUUGUGGGAAUCGAAACCUGCAGUUGCAUCCUCUUGUUGCUAAGGAACAAUGUAUUAACUAUAACUUCCAUCUCCACUUUCAAGUACCAUUAUAGAAACCAAAGAUUUAGAUGUAAAUGCAUUGUAAAUACUAGCUUGAUUAUGGAGGGUCAGGUACCCAAAUAUGAGACUCUGUUUGUAAUUUGGACAUAAUUUGGGAAAUACUUCUAAUGAAGACAAGCUUUUAUGGUAGGUUUAAGUAAUAUUUAUUAUACUAAUAAUAACAAUAUUUGAAAACCAAAAUAAUGUGUAUUCUUGAACAGCAAAAAAAAUUAAACUGAAAUAGGCCAUUUUGACAAUUGAACAAAUGGGCUCCUAAUAUGAGACCCUAUAAAAUUGACUGAGUUGGUCCUGAAAUUGAGUGUGUGACAAUAAGUACAUAUUUGUAUUAUUAGUGUAUAUAAACUAAAGGUUGUCACAAAUACAUUUUAUUUUUUACGCUGAAAACUGAUGUUUAAGGCUGUUCCCAAGAGUAAGCUCAAAAGCCUUUCUCAUGAUGAUAUUCUUUCUUCUCAAUCCAUAAAACCUUGCAUCUAUGCUGUGACAAUAUUUUACCAAUAAAUCCUUGAUUUCCGUACUUAAACUGGUUUCCUUCCCAAGUUUACCACCAAAUAAUUUAAGAAUAUGGUCUUUGUCUUUUACAUGACGUAUGUGUUCCUUUAGGCACAUUAAAGUAUUUUGAAGCUCACUUGUAUCCAAUCUUUCCAUUUCUGCUUGAACUGCUCAAAGAAUCAUUUUUCUCCCAUUUCUUUCUUUUUGGAGGAGGAGCCAUCUGAAGAGAGGGAAAAGAGAAAGAAAACCAACUAGUGUGGACAUGAUUUUCUUUAAUUUUAAUAUUUGUAUGGGUGCAUGUGUAUAUAAUUACAUUUAGUUCACGUUAUUCUCUUCAUGUUUAAUUAUCACAUAAUUAAAAUGUGAGCAAUAUAGCUGAUUUUACAGCAAAUCUCUCAAGUUAUGUUUACUGUACAUUAUAUUGUAAAUAGCCAUGUGUACACCUAAAAUUAUCAGCUUUUGUAUAAGAACUAUGAAAAGGCCAUCUCUUACCUUGUAGUUAAAAAAUAUUUGAAAGAAGACAAUGGGGCAAAAAACCAUGCAAAAGGUUUUGGAAAAUCUGCCGAAAACAUUCCACAACACUCACAGCAAAAGAAAUAAAUUGCAGCUCUCCGAUGACUCAUUAGUGUGCUCUACUGGUUUUGAUCGUGUCCACUAUUCUGCAUCGCAUACUAAAAUGUACAGCCUGGGGUCUCAUAUUAGGAAACGAUCUCAUAUUCGGAGACCUGACCCUAACUUCCUUUUAUAGUAUGAGCCUAUAAUACACUGAGGUUUUGUUUUUAGUGGUGUCUUUGUGGCAGUCUUUACAAUGAUUUGACUAUCCUAAGUUUUAAAAUUUUCACCGGACAAUCAUACGCACGUUUUAUUAAUAAAAUAAUUAAGAUUGAAGUAUGGUGUCAAUGUGCAAUAGAGUACCUGUUCCCAAUCAUUCUAUCCAGAACACUGGUCAAAGAGGGCUUGUCCUUGUGAUCUUACUAGAAUAUUUGUGUGAUUUACAUGCAAAAUCAAGAGAAACGGCUCUUAAAACUGCUUUGAAGAUCAGCAUUUGCUAAUGUCAUUUUAAAAUGGCAAACUUUGUAUGCUUGUUGAUACUUCCAUUUCAAUUUAGUGUAUGUAAUAAGAUAGGUUAGGGAUAGUUUUCUCUAUUUACUCACAAUUUUGUCUGUAAAAAGAAUAUUGUGAAAAUUGAUGCAAAUGUUGAAAAGCAUAUGAAAGUAUGUAAACAUUUGAAUUAAUUCAUCAAACUGUUGUAAACGGCGAGACCACGAAUAACAAAUCUCAAAGGGGCCUCAUUGUUUACGUUCAUCAUGCUUUUAAUUAUGCAUGGAUGGAAACGAUAUUUCUUAGAACAAAGUAUUUAUGUGCAUUAUAGUAGUAGUUUGAUACAUGUGAUGACCUAGCAAAAUUAUAAUUAGUGGGUCUGCAACAGCAUAUACUUUCUUGCACUUAAUAAUGGUUACACAAUAUUAUAAUAGUCAAAGUUCUGUCCAUAUUAACACCCCUCAGUCAUCACUUGUAUAAUUCAUUACUAGAGACAGGAUUUCCAUGCACUAUCAAAUGCUAAAAUGCAUGCAAAAAUCAAAUAACAAAUAGUUAAACUUACACAAUGCAGGGUAAAAGUUGACAAAACAUGUACAAUGAAAUUUGUUUUGUAUAUUUAUUGUAUAUAUGGAAUCAGUGAAAUGAAUUUGAAAGAGUAAAAUUUAGAUAACUCGUUCAAUGUUACAAAAAGCAAUGAAACAAAAAAUAAACUGUUGUGUAGAAAACAUUUGUAAUACUACGAGGUUACAAGGUCAAAAAGUGUUGACCUUGUAUUACAAAUAUUUAUGGAGUCUCAUGUGAAUGGAUCAAUAAAAGUCCAGUCUUCUUAUUUUAGUUUUUAGAGCCAACAUUUUGGCCAUUCAUUUAGCUUGCAUGAGGGAUGUAGUUAUAUGUUCUUCAAUUGACAAAUGUAAAACAGUAUAAUUUCUGUUUUAUAUUUGUGUAAUAAAUGACAAACAUUUGCUCUGUAAACAAACACUUAUUUACAUACCCACACGACUGCACACACAUUUGUUAUGAGGUCAAAAGCAACUCAACAACAGUAUAUUUUGUUUUAUUGCUUUUUCUAACAGUGAACAAUUAAUGAAUUUUCUAAAUUUUACUCUUGGAUAAAUUCAUCCUUUUGUCAGGAACAAAUGUCCAUGGGUGCUGAAAAUGUUUUCUACAUCCCAAGACAUAAUUGGAGCAUACUUAAAGAUCUCUGAGAAACUACUUCAAAUUCUCCGAAACUUCUCAUACUUCAAAGAAAUCUGAGCCAGUGUGAGGUCAAACUUUGCAUUUUCUGAUUUGUAGCCACAAAUAAUGUUACAUAUGUUUUUGAGAAAUUUCAAAUCAGGAUUUGAAUUUGACACUUUACAUAGUUUCCUUGGCAGUCACCCCCCCCCUAAUUCCA